AUGGGAUUGCCACAGAGAUAUAGAAGAGAUAUCUCUGGAUUGCCAGUGAACCCUAAAAAAAAACUCUUAUCAAAGAGGAACUCUUUGCCCUUUGCCCGUUUCAGAGAUAUAGAUUAUUUCAGAGUUUCGCUGCGGUUGUCGGUAUGGGGAGUAGAGAGAAGGAGAACGAUCGCCGUACUUGCUCCUGAUGAAUUCUUCCAAAAAAACUUGUUAUUGAGUUAUGAUGGGAAAAAAGAUAGAUGGAGUGGAUAUGAACCAUCAGAACAUACAGCUGUCAUAGAAGAAUUUCAGAAAAUUGAAGAAGCUAAACGACAACUGAAAGCAGAGAAAUUGAACGCUGGUGAAGACUCAGAUGAAGAAAAAGAUGAGGAUAAGUAUGUUGAUGAAAUUGAUAUACCAGGUACAAAAGUGGAUAGUAAGCAAAGAAUCACAGUGCGUAAUUAUCUGAGAAUUAGAGAAGAUACAGCAAAAUAUUUGAGAAAUUUAGACCCCAAUUCUGCUUUUUACGAUCCUAAAACAAGGUCUAUGAGAGAAAAUCCUAAUCCAGGAAAGGAUGAUAUAUAUUCGGGGGAAAACUUUGUUAGAUUCACAGGAGAUACUCAAAAGCAUUAUUCUAAAGCACAGUUAUUUGCUUGGGAAGCUUACGAAAAAGGAGUUGAUGUUCAUCUGCUAGCAGAACCAACAAAAUUAGAAUUGCUUCAAAAAGAAUAUGAUAAGAAAAAAGAUCAGUUUAAAAAUCAAGUAAACAAAAGUGUAUUAGAAAAAUAUGGAGGAGAAGAACAUCUACAAGCACCACCUAAAACACUGCUAUUAGCUCAAACAGAAGAUUAUGUGGAAUACUCAAGAUCAGGAAAAGUAAUCAAAGGUCAAGAGAAAGAAGAAAUAAAGUCUAAAUAUGAAGAGGACGUAUAUAUAAAUAACCAUACAUCUGUAUGGGGUUCUUACUGGCAAGGUGGACAGUGGGGAUAUAAAUGUUGCAAAUCAUUUAUAAAGAAUUCAUAUUGCCUAGGAGAAGCUACUGUAAUAAUUCCCACACAAACUAUUGAGCAUGAAGCUAAAGAUGAGGCUGCAAAUAUUGAGUCUAGUGAUUCUUCUAGCCAGUCAUCUUCAGAAGAUGAAUCUAAGAAAAAGAAGGAAAAGAAAAAACAAAAAAAGAAGAAGCAUAAACAGUUGAAAAAGAAGAAAAAUAAGGAGAUCCUAGAAGAAGAUAAACUCAAGAAAGCAUUGAUAGCAGAGGAAGAACAUCAAGCAAAGGUCAAGGCGUUAUUGUCAAUGGAUGAAAGGAAACGUCCCUACAACAGUAUGUAUGAAGUUAAGGAACCCACUGAAGAAGAAAUGGAAGCUUACCAUCUAAAGAGAAGGAGGGAAGAAGAUCCAAUGAAUCAGUUUUUGAACUAAACAUUUAUCCUAAGAUUGUUCUUGUACAUGUAGUGUAAAUAAUAAAAUUUUGUUAAUACCACA
This is a messenger RNA of Coccinella septempunctata (seven-spotted ladybird), 1461 nucleotides long. Its product is annotated as pre-mRNA-splicing factor Slu7-like. Gene Ontology annotation, cellular component: spliceosomal complex. Bases 1 to 1398 code for a protein of 465 amino acids. The transcript has 3 exons. Lineage: Eukaryota; Metazoa; Arthropoda; Insecta; Coleoptera; Coccinellidae. Gene Ontology annotation, molecular function: pre-mRNA 3'-splice site binding. Gene Ontology annotation, biological process: mRNA splicing, via spliceosome. The record is from RefSeq and is a predicted model, not a curated record.